This is a messenger RNA of Drosophila suzukii, 645 nucleotides long. Lineage: Eukaryota; Metazoa; Arthropoda; Insecta; Diptera; Drosophilidae. The record is from RefSeq and is a predicted model, not a curated record.
CACCAACUAAAUUUUACACCAAGCGAAAAUAUGAAGAUUUACGAGGAGGUGAUAUUCACAGAUCAACUUCUGCACCACCGAACUGUGGGUAGCCAGAUCGAAGAGACUCGUCGAACUUGGGAACAGAGGUGCUCUUGGUUUCCAGCGGCCCAAAGGGAAUAUUACGAGCGCUAUGCCCAGAUUUACAAGGAGUGUUUGAGUACGUACGGCAACGAUCACUUCGAGUACUAUGCGAAAAGGAAUCGCCUGAGGGAAGACUUUAGGCUUGAGACCAAUUCAUACAAAGAGAGUAAGACACGGGACUCCGAAAUAUCCAUGGAUCAUGUAGCCUUUUACAAAGCGACCCCCACUUCCAAUGCAGAAUAUGGGAGUGUUCGGCCAAUGAACCUCUUCAAAGCAUUUUAGAUCCGUAUCUAAUCUAUAAUACACAUUCAAGUCGGCUUACAAGCUUUAGGGCAGGUGUACACAGUUUGUUACAAAGGGAAUACAUGAAUACACUCCUCAGUCUAUUUACGUUUAGAGCUAAGAAUAACCCAGUAAAUUCAGUACAGUGUAAACCUGGCCUAAACAACUUAUUUGGCUUUAUGGUCUCUAAUAAAUAAAACAAUUUGUAGAUUAAAAUUUUUAUGUUUUGUCGUAGCUAGU